Coniosporium apollinis CBS 100218 is the source of this 1809-nucleotide messenger RNA. RefSeq lists its product as uncharacterized. NCBI's taxonomy places the organism in Eukaryota, Fungi, Ascomycota, Dothideomycetes. Gene Ontology annotation, molecular function: FAD binding; oxidoreductase activity. The record is from RefSeq and is a predicted model, not a curated record. The transcript has 2 exons. Bases 1 to 1809 code for a protein of 602 amino acids.
AUGGUUCAAUUACUUCGUCUUUUGGCGUUUCCUUUUGACACCCUCGCCGUUCCAAAAUGCAAGUCCACACCAUACGAUUCCAACUGGCCAUCCGAAGGCGAGUGGGUAGCUCUCAACAAGUCAAUUGAUGGCACGCUUGUUAAGACCAUUCCGGUCGCCUCUUCUUGCUGGCCCGGAAACCCCUUCAACUCCUCAGUAUCUUGCGAGGUGGUGAAAGCGAACUGGCCACUUGCCGCGUUUCACUCAGAGCUUCCAGAAUCUAUCGACUAUCCCAUCUAUGCUAAUAACUCUUGCUUGCCUCCUGGAGCUGCUGGUUACGAUGAGAAGAGGGGAUGCAGUCUCGGUGGCUUGCCGGAAUACGUUGUCAAUGCGACGAGCGAGCAGCACGUGGCGACGGCCAUGAAGUGGGCUUCCCAACGCCACAUCCGGAUUGCCGUUAAGGGAACGGGCCAUGAUCUGAACGGUCGAUCCAGCGGAGCAUAUUCUAUAUCAAUCUGGACUCGCAACUUCAACAAGAUUGAGCAUAAUGCCUCUUGGUCGUUGCUGAACGGUGAAAAGGAAAAUGUUCUCAUCGCCGGCAGUGGAAAUGUGUGGGGGGACCUCUACGGCGCAGCUGCGGAGCAAGGCAGAGUUGUUGUUGGCGGUAACGACGAGACAGUAGGCCUCGGCGGCUUCAUCCAGGGCGGAGGUCAUGGGCCACUGACAAGCACUUACGGCCUUGCCACGCACCAGGUCCUCCAAGCAACGGUCGUUACCACAGAAGGUAGGAUCCUCGUCGCCAACGAUAGGCAAAACCAAGACCUCUUCUGGGCUGUUCGCGGCGGCGGUGCAGGCCAGUAUGGAGUCAUUACUGAAUACGUUCUCAAAACCCACCCACCGCCCGAGCUUGUGACAGUAGGCACUCUCCAGAUUGCACCUCGCACCGAUAGUGGUAGCCUUAGCACAAAUGCGACGUGGGACGCCGCUGCAACCCUCCUCAGCAGUAUUCCAGACCUCAUGGACUCAGGGUUGGCAGGUGUCACGAUGCUGGGGACGGGGAGGAGCGCCAUGUCGCUUUACCCGUCCCUGAAGGAGCCACCAUCCGGAGUGGUGAUGAACCAGAUGUUCUUCGGCUACAACAUUACUCCUGCCGCCAUGGCUCUCCUCGUCGACCCGGUCAUCACCCACAUCCGCUCGCACAGCAACAAUAGCAAGUUGGCCAUCACCUGGGCCGAGCCUGCUAUCUACCGGAAUUAUACCUCCUUUUCCAAGGUCAUAUCUGGAACGAGCAACGUCGCCGGGGGUGGGGCCUUGAUGUCCACUCGGCUGCUCGGUCGUGCUGAGCUCUCUGAACUUUCGCAGCACAAGCUUGCCAACUUCCUGCAAAAGGCUUUGCGGGCGCAGAACGAAUCCGACGGCACCCUUGCGAUCGUUGGCCUCCAAGGCGGCCCCGGUACUGCAAGGAUUUCUGAGUCCAGGUGGGGCAGCGUCAAUCCGGCCUAUCGUUCCGCCUACGUCCAUUUCAUCAGCAUGGGCGCGUCGAUCGAUCUCACCAGACCCAAAGAGGGUUUGGCGGCGGCGGCAGAUUGGCUUGAGGAGAACAAAGAGGCCUUGUUCAGAGAGUGGGCGCCGAACACCGGAGCUUACAUAAAUGAGGCGAAUCCUUUUAACAGCCACUGGAAGCAGGAUAUUUACGGAGUGCAUUAUGAAAAGUUACUCGAGACUAAGAAGAGAUACGACCCGAGCGAGAGCUUGUAUAUUCUUAACGGUGUUGGAAGUGAUCGGUGGGACUAUGACCUGGAUAGCGGCAAGCUCUGCCAGAUAUUAUAA